UCAUGACUUGCCUGUGACUUGCUGUGAGGCCCAAAAAAAAAAAAGCUACUUACCAUCUUCUCAAAAAGCAGUAGUAAUAAUAAUAUGCUCCAGAAAUUCAAUUGGUUUUUCCCUUAUAUCAAACAUGUAGUAGUAUCAUUUUCUUCCAUCAAUAAACGAUGUACUCGCCAAAUUUCCCUUUCUUCCUUCCCUCCAAACUCCCCAUAUUUAAAAUCUCUCUGUUACAACGGUCACCUCAAAGAAGCCUUGCUAGAGAUGGCCCUUCAAGGCCCCGAAAUGAGGUUCGAAGGCUAUGACACGCUCUUAAAUGAGUGCAUAAACCAAAGGGCCAUCAGAGAAGGCCAAAGGGUCCAUACCCACAUGAUCAAAACCUGUUAUCUCCCUCCUGUCUACCUCAGGACCAGGCUUAUCGUUCUGUACUGUAAGUGUGAGUGUUUAUGUGAUGCGCGGCAAGUGCUCGAUGAAAUGCCUGAAAGGAACGUGGUUUCAUGGACGGCCAUGAUUUCAGCCUAUUCUCAGAGACGGUAUGCCUCCGAAGCCUUGAAUCUUUUUGUACAGAUGUUGAGAUCAGGUACUGAGCCUAAUGAGUUCACUUUUGCUACUGUACUUACUUCUUGUAUAGGUUCCAAUGGGCUUAACCUGGGAAGGCAAGUCCACUCUUUCAUAAUUAAAACAAGUUUUGAAUCCCAUAUAUAUGUUGGGAGCUCGCUUCUUGACAUGUAUGCCAAAGCUGGUAGAAUUCAUGAAGCUCAUGGAGUUUUUGAAAGCUUGCCAGAAAGAGACGUUGUUUCUUGUACUGCUAUAAUCUCAGGCUAUGCCCAACUAGGCCAUGAUGAAGAAGCACUGGAGCUAUUCCGUAGGUUGCAGAUGGAAGGAAUGAGUUCAAAUUAUGUCACAUAUGCCAGUGUUUUAACUGCAUUAUCUGGUCUUUCUGCAUUAGAUCAUGGAAAGCAAGUUCACAAUCAUGUCCUUCGAUCUGAACUACCCUCAUAUGUGGUUCUUCAGAACUCUCUAAUUGAUAUGUAUUCAAAAUGUGGAAGCCUUAACUACUCUAGAAGGAUCUUUGAUAGUAUGCAUGAGAGAACUGUCAUCUCAUGGAAUGCAACGCUCAUGGGGUAUAGCAAGUAUGGAAUGGGAAGAGAGGUGGUUGAGCUUUUUGAAUUAAUGAGAGAAGAAAAUAAAGUCAAACCUGACAGCGUCACUAUUUUGGCCGUUUUAUCAGGUUGCAGCCAUGGAGGAAUGGAAGAAAAGGGACUGGAAAUUUUCUUUGAGAUGGAAAAUGGGAAGCUCGGUGUUGAGCCAGUGAUUGAGCACUAUGGGUGUGCUGUUGAUUUGCUUGGGCGUGCUGGCCAAGUAGAAGAGGCUUUUAAGUUUAUCAAAAAGAUGCCUUUUGAGCCAACUGCUGCUAUAUGGGGUUCACUUUUAGGUGCAUGUAGAGCUCACUCAAACAUUGACAUUGGUGAAUUUGUGGGCCGUCGACUUUUAGAAAUUGAGCCUGAAAAUGCUGGGAAUUAUGUAAUUCUUUCCAAUUUAUACGCUUCUGUAGGAAGAUGGGAAGAUGUAAGAACUUUAAGGGAAUUGAUGAGUGAGAACGCUGUGAUAAAGGAGCCAGGAAGAAGUUGGAUUGAGCUCGAUCAAAUCCUUCACACUUUCUGUUAAAUCACUGAUUGUCCUAAAAGAUUAAGUUAUUGGGAUAUGAUAAAUUUAAUUAUUUAACCACUCUGUUGACGUGAGCCCGUGUGACUUGUAUUGCUAAGCCCAAGUCGAUCACCUUAUUUGA
Messenger RNA from Quercus lobata, 1780 nucleotides. Its product is annotated as Pentatricopeptide repeat (PPR) superfamily protein. Lineage: Eukaryota; Viridiplantae; Streptophyta; Magnoliopsida; Fagales; Fagaceae. The coding region runs from base 85 to 1659 and encodes 524 amino acids. Gene Ontology annotation, molecular function: protein binding; RNA binding. Gene Ontology annotation, biological process: RNA modification. The transcript has 2 exons. The record is from RefSeq and is a predicted model, not a curated record.